AUGGCAAUAACUAAAGGUUUUAUGGCGUACCUUUUGUUAUUGUGUGUUGCAAUAUUCGAAUUAAGCGUUGUGAAAGGCGCAAGAAUUACAAGCUUGGAUUCGCGCACAACAUUUGAUGUGACCGAAUUUGGAGCUAUAGGAGAUGGGAUAACAGAUGAUGCCAAAGCAUUUAAAUCGGCAUGGGAAGCAGCCUGUAACAAAGGUUUGGCAACAAGUAAGGUGACUGUACCAAGUGGAAAAACAUUUUUGGUAUCUUCAGUCAAAUUUGUUGGCCCAUGCAAAUCAAGGUCCAUAACGUUUGAGAUAUUGGGAACCAUUGUUGCACAUCCAAAAGAAUCUUGGGGAAAUGGGGAUGUUGGUGAGUGGAUAAUGUUUCAUCAAGUUCAAGCUCUCUCUGUGGUGGGAAAUGGGCAAGGUGUGAUUGAUGGCCAAGGUGCAUCUUGGUGGCCCAAUGGCCGUGAAAAUAAUUCACCAACAGCAUUGAGAUUUUCUCAUUGCAACAACCUUCGUGUGAGCGGAUUGAAACAUCUGAAUAGCCAAAGAAAUCACAUUUCAAUAAAUGGAUGCAAUCAUGCAAAUAUUUCAAAUCUUCAUAUUACUGCACCUGGAACUAGCCCUAACACAGAUGGCAUCGACAUAAGUUCUUCAUCAAAUCUUUUCAUCCAAGAUUGUGUCAUGGAAACAGGGGACGACUGCAUCGCGAUCAAUGGAGGCACUUCUAGUGUACUUAUUUCAAGGGUCACUUGUGGUCCGGGUCAUGGUAUAAGCAUUGGAAGUUUAGGUCACAAUGGGAAAUAUGAUGAAGUUGAAGGAAUUCAUGUAAAUAACUGCACAUUUAUUAAGACUCAAAAUGGAGUGAGGAUCAAAUCAUGGCAGGGAGGGGCAGGAUUUGCCAAGAACAUCAUAUUUUCCAACAUAAUCUUUGAAUUAGCUGACAACCCUGUAAUUAUAGACCAAUACUACUGUCCUCACAAAACAUGUGAUACCAAGGUUGCUGCUGUGGAAGUGAGUGAUGUGAAGUACAUUGGACUCCAUGGAACGUCGGUGGCAAAGAACGCAACAAUAAACUUGAGGUGCAGCGAGACAGUGCCGUGUACGGGUAUAGUGCUCGACGAUAUCAACAUCGAGAGUGUUGGUGAACAAGCGGCUAAUAUAGCACAUUGCACCAAUGCUCAUGGAAGUUCUCGUUUUUGCAAUCCUCCUAUCAAUUGUGUCGAAUCUUGA
Messenger RNA from Salvia splendens (bonfire salvia), 1224 nucleotides. RefSeq names its product probable polygalacturonase At3g15720. NCBI's taxonomy places the organism in Eukaryota, Viridiplantae, Streptophyta, Magnoliopsida, Lamiales, Lamiaceae. The record is from RefSeq and is a predicted model, not a curated record. Bases 1 to 1224 code for a protein of 407 amino acids. Gene Ontology annotation, molecular function: polygalacturonase activity. Gene Ontology annotation, biological process: carbohydrate metabolic process. The transcript has 10 exons.